GUUUCAGAUUGGAAUGAGACGGGCCCUCAAUGUUGCUAGCAAAAAAGAUGGUCUGGCACCGUACUUUUUAUGCAUACGUGGGCGAGUAGGUACAAAGACCAAUUGUAACAAAGAGUCGGAUUCGGAAGGUAAGCUGCUUGAAUCUGAACAGAUGACGACAUCCUCUCGGAGCAAUGUCAUUCCUGGGAGGACAAUCCAUCAGCCGUAUGUUCCCGAACCUCCUGAUCUCGCGACAUGUUGCGGAUCUGGAUGCACAAAUUGUGUUUGGAUUGAAUAUGUUGCCGAAGUAAUGCGUUACCACAUCGACCGCCCUUUGCAUGAAGUUUUAGCUGAAAUUGACAGAUUAAUCUCAGACGUUGGUGUUCGGGAAUUCGUUAAAGCAGAAAUCCGUGAACGUACCAAAUGUCGAUCAUGUAAGUAGGUUGUUAUUUCAGAAUAACUUCCUAUCUUUUCGGGAUUGAUAAACCACAUUAAGCUUGAUUCUAUAAUACUUGUUUCUUCCAAGCAAGAAAUUUGCAAUUUCUCCGCUCAGUUUCGCUGUUUUGCUGUUUCAUGUUUACUAUGUGACAUAAAUUUAUUUGAGGCUAUGUAUAUAAUAU
This is a messenger RNA of Loa loa (African eye worm), 599 nucleotides long. RefSeq lists its product as hypothetical. The transcript has a single exon. The record is from RefSeq and is a predicted model, not a curated record. NCBI's taxonomy places the organism in Eukaryota, Metazoa, Nematoda, Chromadorea, Rhabditida, Onchocercidae. Bases 14 to 421 code for a protein of 135 amino acids. Gene Ontology annotation, cellular component: mitochondrion.